GAUCACACGUUUCAAAAAUAUAAACGGAACAAUUUUUUUUGUUUUUCAAAAAUUAAAAUUUAUUUUGAAAAAGAUCUACUUAAUUAAAAAACGAAUUAUUUUAAAUAAAAAAAAAAAAAAAUCAUCACAUAAAAAGUUACGUUCGUUACCUUCUAUACUUUGGAUUACGGUUACGGUUUGCGUUUCUUGUUCUUUUUAAAAUUCAAUUAAAAAUAAAAAGAAAGAAUAUUUCAACAAGAGAAUAUAAACAAACGAAUAAAUAUAAUGAACGCUCUAAAUAAUAAAUAGAGAAAAGUGUUUUAUUACCACAAUUCAUUCACCUCAAACGAAAUCAGUGAAAUUUAAUAACAAAACAAAAAUACGAAAAAUGAAGCAGUUAAAAAAACUUAAAUUAUAAUCAGCAAUACACGUAGAAAUACAAAAAAAAUCUAUAUUUCAUUUCGAAAUAAAAAUUAAAAGAAAUUUAUCACAAGUUAAAAAAAAAAUAAGUAAAAGUUUUAUAAAAGUGCAAAAAGAUGGUACUCAUAUCAAAAACCAUCUUGUCAGUGCUAAUCUCUUUCAUAAUACCGGUACUCGGUGCGGCCUUAAGUAAAACGGUGCUAUAUCAAGCUCCCGAUGAGUGUCGUUGGUCCGGUUCAAAUGAAAACGAUAUUACAUUAGUUUGUCAUUUGCGUACAAUUAAUUCGGAACUCGAAAAUACCAACUUUAGUGUCAUACAACCACAAAACACCAUUCGUCUAAAACUCGAAUGCAAUGACGCGUUAUUCUUCCAGAGCAGCCUGAGUCCAGACAGUUUUCGUUCUCUGGUAGAAUUGCGUGCUCUUACCAUUGAGUAUUGCAAACUUGGCAAUUUAACUGAUGGUUCUUUUCGUGGCCUGCAAGAUUUGCGCAAUCUCACAAUUCGCACCCACAAUGGCGAUUGGUCAACGAUGUCUUUAGAUAUUUCACCAUCCAGCUUUAGUGAAUUUCGUCAACUCGAUCGUUUGGAUGUCAGUCUCAAUAACAUUUGGUUAAUUCCAGAUGGCAUGAUUUGCCCAUUAAAAGUAUUAAAACACCUGAACAUCUCUCAUAAUGAGAUCCAAGACAUCGGCAACUUCCACUUCAGCGCAUCACUUAGCACUCGCAAAUCACGUAUUUGUGGUUCAUCUUUAAACAGCAUCGAUUUAAGUCACAACAAAAUUGCUAAUCUUCCCUCAGCCAUAUUCUCCGGUUUGGGUCGUUUGACUAACUUGAAUUUGGCUCGAAAUGGCAUGAACUUUAUCGCAGACCGUGCUUUUGAAGGUUUGGUUUCUCUGCAAGUUGUCGAUUUGUCAGAAAAUCGUUUAACAUCCCUCCCACCAGAACUUUUCUCCGAAGCUAAGUUUGUUAAAGAAAUCUACUUGAAAAACAACAGUAUUAAUGUGUUGGCUCCUGGUCUCUUCAGUGAAUUGUCUGAUUUGCUUGUUUUGGAUUUGUCAGCAAACGAACUUAAUUCACAGUGGGUCAAUUCUGCUACCUUCAUUGGACUUAAACGAUUGGUACUCCUUGAUCUCUCCGCGAAUAAAAUCAGCAAGUUGGAAGCCAACAUUUUCCGUUCUCUGUCUAGUCUGCAAAUACUCAAAUUGGAGGAAAACUACAUUGAUCACAUCCCAGAUGGUGUCUUCACUGAUCUAACCAACUUGCACACACUCAUCUUGUCCUAUAACCGCAUCUCUGUCGUGGGCCAAAACACAUUCCGUGGUUUGUAUGGUAUUUUGGCGCUCAGCUUGGAUUACAAUCGCAUUUCGAAAAUUGACACGCAAGCCUUUAAGAACUGCUCUAGCAUAGAGGACCUACAUCUUAAUGGAAACAAGCUACAAAAUAUACCCGAUGCUCUCUCUUAUGUACCACUAUUGAAGACACUAGAUAUGGGCGAAAAUUUAAUCACGAGCAUUGAAAAUACUUCCAUAACAGUCAUGGAAAACUUGUUCGGCUUGCGCCUCACUGAAAACUCCAUUGACUACAUCAGACGUGGUGUGUUUGAUCGCAUGACUUCAUUGCAAAUAUUAAAUUUGUCUGGCAACAAAAUAAAAGGAAUUGAAGCUGGUGCUUUGCAACGCAACACACAUUUACAAGCCAUUCGCUUGGAUAGCAAUCAUUUGAAAAACAUUGCGGGACUUUUCACUGACUUGCCAAACUUAGUUUGGCUUAACAUGUCGGACAAUCGCCUGGAGAAAUUUGACUAUUCACACAUACCCACUGGCCUCAAAUGGUUGGAUGUGCGUGCCAAUCGUAUUACUCAAUUGGGCAAUUACUUUGAAAUUGAGAAUGAAUUGAGUCUCACAACUUUUGACGCCAGCUCAAACUUGCUUAGUGAAAUAACUGCCGGCUCUAUCCCCAACAGCAUCGAAGUUUUGUACUUGAAUGACAAUCUUAUCAACAAAAUUCAACCCUACACUUUCUUCAAGAAGCCCAACCUGACAAGAGUAGAUUUAAUACGCAACAAACUCACUACCUUGGAACCCAACGCCUUAAGACUAUCUCCCAUUCCUGAGGAUCGCGACAUACCAGAGUUCUUCAUUGGCCACAAUCCAUUCCAAUGCGACUGCAAUCUUGAUUGGCUACAGAAGGUUAACAUUGAGUCACGCACUCAGCCCAAACUCAUGGAUUUAGAUCAAAUCUACUGCAAAUUAUCCUACGCACGCGGUAAAACACAUGUACCUCUCAUCGAAGCCAAAUCCAGUGACUUCUUGUGCAAAUACGAAACCCAUUGCUUUGCGUUGUGCCACUGCUGUGACUUCUAUGCUUGCGACUGCAAAAUGGAAUGCCCCGACAGAUGUGCCUGCUACCACGACCAGUCAUGGACUUCAAAUGUUGUUGACUGUUCGCGUUCUGGCUACGAUCGUGAGUUGCCUUCUCACAUUCCCAUGGAUUCCACGCAAUUAUAUUUGGAUGGCAACAACUUCAAGGAACUCUCAAGUCAUGCUUUUAUUGGCCGCAAACGUUUGAAGGUUUUGCAUUUAAAUCACUCGCGCAUUGAACUCGUGCAAAAUCGUACAUUCUAUGGUUUGUUGGAAUUGGAAGUGCUGCAGUUGAAUCACAACAACUUGCGUCAAUUGAAUGGCAAUGAAUUCCAAGGUCUCGAUAAUUUACAAGAACUUUAUCUUCAACAUAAUGCCAUAGCUACCAUAGAUUCUUUGACAUUUACGCAUUUGUAUCACUUGAAAAUAUUACGUCUAGAUCAUAAUCUCAUUACUGAAUUUGCUGUGUGGAACUUUUUGCCUCCUUAUCUCAAUGAAUUGCGUAUGGCUGGCAAUCCAUGGACAUGCAAUUGUGCCUUCGUAGACAAGUUCCGUGACUAUGUAAAUCGCCAUGAGUCGGUGCAAGACAAGUUAAAGUUAAGAUGCUCUGCUCUAUUGGGCAGCAAUGGUACCGUGGGCAUCAAUGCAACCGCUCUCACGCAACAACCAACUGAACAAUUUACAUUGUAUCUUAGCCCGGAAGUUGUGAAAGAAGGCAAUAUUAGAUACUUGGCUUGUGGCGGUGUCUUGCAACAACAUUUAUUGGGAGUCACAGGCACCAAUGGUGGCUUCCUUAAUGGCGAUAUCAAUGAUAACAUCAUUAUUAAUGGUAACAUGACCUCCACUAAAAUGAUUUUGUCACAGCCUCCUAUGCAUGAUUAUGUUCCCAUUUUGGUGGCCAUACUGACAGGGUUUGUUUUCGUCAUCAUUUGCACCAUGCUGGUAUUUAUCUUCCGCCAAGAAAUGAGAGUUUGGUGUCAUUCACGCUUUGGCAUACGUAUAUUCUACAACGGAAACAAAGAUAUGGACAAAAAUGAACGAGAGAAAUUAUUUGACGCUUUCAUUUCAUACAGCUCAAAAGAUGAGACAUUUGUUACCGAAGAAUUGGCUCCGUUAUUAGAACAAGGCGAUACUCGCUACAAAUUGUGCUUACAAAAUCGCGAUUUUCCAGUUGGCGGCUACAUGGCCGAAUCUAUUGUACAAGCUAUCGACACUUCACGAAGAACCAUCAUGAUUCUGUCAGAGAAUUUCAUCAAGUCAGAAUGGUGUCGCUUUGAAUUCAAAUCUGCUCAUCAAUCGGUAUUACGCGAUAGAAGAAGACGUCUAAUUGUCAUUGUUUUGGGAGAAGUACCUCAAAAAGACUUAGAUCCUGAUCUAAGACUGUAUUUGAAAACCAACGCCUACUUGCAAUGGGGUGAUAAGCUUUUCUGGGAAAAGUUACGUUUUGCUUUACCCGAUGUACCCAACAACCAAAGAAGACCUCAUGGUGUAGCAGGCCACUGCAGCGGAGUAGGUGUACAUAUGCCAAUGGCACCUCAUCAUCAUCAUAUGCAGACACAUCAUCUACAUCACUUGCAUCCUCAAGCUCAACUGCAGCAACACCAUUUGCAGCAUGCCAGUUUUCGUUCUCAAAUGCAUCACAACAUCAAUGGCAGCCGCCAAAAUCACAACCGAAACAACACCAAUCCUCAACAGCAGUCCACCAUGCUAAUGGGUCCUCCCUGCCAGCCUGGGCAACCACAACAACAACCAAUGCCUCUGCCAUUGCCACCCACCAACCAAAGCAGUAGUAUUCAACACCAGAGUCUACCUUUGCCACCAUGUCCCAGUCCCAGAAGUGCUACUACACAGUCGUCAGUAGGAGGUAAUUCCUCCAAUUCUGGACGGACAGUCGCUGUACAUAUUUAAGUAAGUGAGUGUUACUUAGGGUUGAGAAUAGAAGAAUUAGGCCAAAUUUUGCCAAGUUAGAAAACAAAAAAAAGAAAAACGUUAAUUCAACCGUAGUUUGGUUACUAGUGAAAAUCCUUUCUAAAAAUCGAUUAUUUUUCAUUUUUUUUUUUUUGCUUCAACUGACAUUGAUCAGUCUAACUCAUUGUUAUUGUUGCAUUAAGCUGCUAUUACUUUGGCUGCUGUUGUUUGGUUUGGUCGCAGUCAAUCAUUUUAAAUGACCAUUUUGAAUUUGUAUCUCGUUAAAACAAGAGGUUUUUAUUUAACUUCACGUUUUUAUGAUUUUCUUUAUUUUUUUGUUAUUUUCAAACAACAAAAGGCAACAACAAAGAAAAAACACGUUAAUGGGGAACGGAAAACCUAUUACAAUAACAGGCUGAUAAACAUGAAACUGAAACAAACGAUGAAGACAAACUGACAGUCAAACUGUCAGACAGACAGAAGUACAAACCAGUGAAGCAACCCAAACAGCAACAAACAAGAUACACAAAUUAUGGAGGUAAUGAAGGAGACUUAAAAAUGAGGCAGCACAACAGAA
Lucilia sericata (common green bottle fly) is the source of this 5244-nucleotide messenger RNA. It is a transcript of the gene Tollo, whose product is annotated as toll-like receptor Tollo. The coding region runs from base 516 to 4667 and encodes 1383 amino acids. The transcript has a single exon. Gene Ontology annotation, molecular function: protein binding. Lineage: Eukaryota; Metazoa; Arthropoda; Insecta; Diptera; Calliphoridae. Gene Ontology annotation, biological process: signal transduction. The record is from RefSeq and is a predicted model, not a curated record.